This is a messenger RNA of Diospyros lotus (date-plum), 799 nucleotides long. RefSeq names its product thioredoxin H2-like. The transcript has 3 exons. The coding region runs from base 79 to 501 and encodes 140 amino acids. The record is from RefSeq and is a predicted model, not a curated record. Lineage: Eukaryota; Viridiplantae; Streptophyta; Magnoliopsida; Ericales; Ebenaceae.
UCAACUUCCAACCCAAAGCAUCAAACAAGUUCACCCAGUACUGACAAAUUAGUUGAAGACCACAACCCACUAAGCAGAAUGGGAGCCGAAUUCUCUGUACCGCAGCACGCAAACAAAUCUCUGCCGGUGGACGGCCCCCCCGCUGCUUCGCCGGCGAUGAGAACUUCGAAGGUUCUUGCAUUCCAUUCCCUGGCAAGAUGGAAAGCCCACUUUGAGGCCUCUAAAGCCUCUUCCAAACUGAUGGUGAUCGACUUCUCGGCCUCAUGGUGCGUGCCAUGUCGAACCAUGGAACCUGUCAUUGAAGAGUUCUCCGCCGAGUAUACUGACGUCGAGUUCAUCAAGUUAGACGUCGACGAAUUGAUGGGUGUGGCGGGCCAAUUUGGGGUGCAGCUACUGCCGACAUUCGUGCUGGUGAGGAAGGGGAUAAUAGUGGAUAAGGUUACAGGGGUGAAGAGGGAAGAGUUGCAGAAGAAGAUCGAGAAACACAGAUCAGCUAGCUAAUUAUAUUAUUACUCCCGAUCAAUUAAUUAAAGCUAUCUGAUGCAUGCACCCAGCUCGAGUUUAACUUAAAUGGAUAUAGCAGAGGCCAUAUAUAUAUAUAUAUAAGUUUGUAACCUGAAAGUGUCAGAUAUAAAAUUAAAUAAAUACGACACAUGCUAACUUAUAUGCUCCCUCUCCUCUCCUCUCCUUUCCUAUGAAGGGGAUACGUACCAUGUAUUACGAUGAAUAAAACGAAUUAGCUCUUUCACCCAUGACCCAUGCAUGUCAACUAUAUAUGAUUAAGUAAAUAGAAAUUUAU